AUGUCUCCAUCCAGACCAAUCAAAAUUCUUAUGUUUCCAUUGGGCGGUUUGGAGUUGGUUUCAUUGGUAUACAAAGAGAAAGCUAUUCAGAUUGCUGAUAAACUAUUACCUGCCUUUAACACACCGACAGGAAUACCAUUUGGACUUGUCAACCUAAAGACGGGGAGUGCAAGAAAUUGGGGAUGGGCAUCUGGAGGCUCUUCAAUUCUCUCAGAAUUUGGUUCCCUCCACCUGGAAUUUAAUUAUCUUUCCGAAAUCAGUGGAGAUCCCAAAUACAAGCAAAAGGUUGACAGGAUUCGAGAAGUGUUGAAAGAUGUUAAGAGAUCUGAUGGCCUCUAUCCGAAUUUCCUCAACCCGAAGACUGGAAAAUGGGGACAGAUGCACGUUUCUUUGGGUGCUCUGGGUGAUAGCUUCUACGAAUACCUUCUCAAAUCUUACAUUAUGUCGGGAGGGAAAGACGAAGAAGGAAAACAGAUGUACUUCAGUGCGCUUGAGGUAAGUCAUGUGAUACGUCAUGUGAUGUACCCCUCCUCUUUCUCAUCAUGACUUGUUUUUCAGUAGCAAGAUGCUCUGUGCAUUUGUGCCUGACAUUCAUGAAUACUUGAAGGAACAGUGAUUGACAUGAGUAGUCUUGGAGUACAUACCUUGAUUUGGAACACAAUAGAUGUGAACUUUAGGGAAGGAUAUGUCAUCUUUAUGGGGGUAUUCAGAUAGCAUUCUUGUAUUUGACAAUGAUAGUAAUCAAUCUAAUAAUAGCACUUUAUUAAUUGCCAAUUUGGUGGGUUUUUCUAAUUAUUUUCUCUCGAAUUUUUGGGAAAAACAUUUUGGAACAUGUAGAUGUCUAAAAAUAUAACACCCAGGGAUGAUAAUGAAUUUGUAAUUUCUCAGCUUGUCGUACUUGAGUAGAAAAUCACAUUGGCUUCAUGAAUGAAUACAUUCAUCUCAUCUGACAAUAGGCUGUGCUGUUCCUUAUAAAAUGAUGAUUUUUGCUAAUCAGAGUAAGGUCAUGAUCAAUCAUACCAUGACAUUGCUGUAUCACUAGUUGAGAGAUGUCAGAAUGGGAUAGAAAAUAGAGUUAAUUUCAUCAGAAUGAAAUAAGAGAGAUUGAGAGAGAUACAGAUGAAAAGGCAGUAUGUUGGCCCUUUUUUAUUAUCUUUAGACCAUCCCUAUAUUGUUUCACUAUCAGAAUGUAACAAAAUCUGGUUGGGUAAAAUCUGAAUCUACUAAAACUGUUAAACAAAGGUGUGCUUGAAUCAUGUAUAAAAGAAUUUGUGCAUAAAAUGUAUGGAGAUUUUAUUUAUCCAACAAUUUGUAGGUUUACAUACCUUUUAAUCAGCACUGUGAUGUUUUAACCAACUGUUUCGAUUGUAUUUAAGGUUACACCCAGAACACAAAAAAAUGAAUAAAUCAUAACUACCGUUUCUCUCCCAGAAUGAAAAUGCUGUUGUUGGUUUGUUUGUUUUUAAAUUUUAUGUGAGACUCAUCUGUAAAGGGCCCUGCCUAUAUUGAUCUGUUUGAAUUUUCUCGAAACCUUUGCGUCUGAAAUGAACGAUAUGAAUAUUUUCUAAGUCGCCCUUCAUGCGUUGUGGACUUAAUCGAUUCAAGUUUUGUUGACAUUGUGCCAAGAUGUAUACUUGAAGUGCUUCAUCCAUUCUGAUGUGUCUAUUUUCCUCUCACGUAUGCAUCACUUUUGUUGCCUGUCGUGAGAUGUCUUCAUGCGUUAUUCAUGUGUGUUUGAUGAUGAAGAGUAUCUGCAGUUACCCCUGAAACAUGAAGCGCUCCAAUUGUGUUCAAUUGACAAAUCGUUCCCAAUAUCCCAGUUUCGUAAUGUGUUUGAUGGAGAAAACUUUUUAAUACAAUAUUUCCCUAUAGUCAAGUCUUAAAACACACACACAAAUGGAACACUGAAAUUCUUUAAAUUCAAGAAAAAUUGAUCGUUAAAAAUGAAAAUGAAUGAAAUGAUCAUUUACACAAUCAUGAUUAAUUUGUAAAUGUCAUUUCAUGUAAUGAAGGUGGAUAAUUGCAGUAAUUUAACAAAAAAAAAGAGGCCUGUAUAAGAAUUUCCAAGGGCUAAAAUGUGUUGAGGAUAUCAUCUCCUUGGUUCAGUUUCUUUUUUCGCUUUUCAUCUAAAAUCUUCAAGUAAAGUUCCGGUUUUGGUUUUUGUUUCACAAAAGAAUCUUGGAAGGAUUCUUAAAGCAAACAUCAUUGUAAUAUAGAUGGCUGUGAUGUUGAGCUUGUGUUGUAUGUACACUGUAAAUCCAUAAUAUUCUUAAAUCAUGGGGACACCAGUAGUAGAGUUCUGAGGAAGUUGCCGGGUUCCAGAAGACAUUUGUUUGUUCUUAUUAUUUUAUGAUAGCAGAGUAAAGUCCAGGACAGGACAGAUGGGUGUUUCUCACUGUCUUGACUAGUUGUCAUCUUGUAUUGUGAGGCUGUGUUCACUUGACAUGCUUUUGAACCCGAGAAACAUGGAGUUCUAACACGUUAUUGUUUACAAUUUCAAGAAAUAUGUUAUGGGCUGUAUCGUUGAAAAGCACAUAUUAAAUGAAUCAGUAACAGAAAUAUAUUUUGAAAGAUAAUUCAGAGCCACAGUUGUUGAAAAAUUGCUUGAAUACAAUGGAGAUCUCUAUCUAUAUCAAUGUAAGAAAGAUCUUCUUAAAGUUUGGACACGGGCACCAAGAUGACCUUUACUUCGUGGGUCAAGUGUCUGGGCUAACGAGGUUAAAUCUGUGUUAUUGAAUAAUCACUUGAAUGCUAGCCAGUAGGUACCAUGAUUUUUUGUCACAUUUUCUAUAGUUUGUGAUUUACGGUUGUGAUUCUACCUUAUGAAAAUUGAUUGAGCACAACCUGAUGCACCUACAUGUACAGUACAUAUAUUGAGAUAUCUAGUCCUCCUGAAGAUGUAUGGCCACACCCAUGUCAUGUGUUCCCACUCCUGAAAUACUACUUCUUUGACCUCUGUUAUUGACAUAAUUAUUAGAGAGCCAUGUGCUGUAUCUUCAAGAAGCACACGUCUUGAAUUUACAAAAGAUUAUGAUUUCAGCGAAAGCUGAAGUAAUAUCGUGACUUGCCCAUAUGGCGUCACAUCGAAACGAUCUUAUUUCUUGGGUGCGCUGACGAGCAAAUACAUCGGUUGCCGCAAGGAUCGCCUAAUGUCAAUUUUCAGGGUACGGUCUGUCAAUAAUUCUUAUUAAUGGGAUAAAAUAUCAAAAUGUCAGGUGCAAUACAAAAGAGAUAGGGACAGAGGGAAUAAUCGUCAUGAGAAGUAAUCAUAAUGUUACAAGUAUUCUGAACUUCUUUUAUUGGGACGACUGUCAAUUUUUGUGACAUGUGUGUAGAUGUUACACAAAGAUUCUUGACACUUGUUGUUUAUUUUUCUUUUCCUGUCAUUAUAUGUUGUAUUUAAAUGAUAUCCGGGACAAGCAAUAGCUGCCUUCAUAAGUCAUGGCUUUUCCAGCUUUGAAUUUGGACCUGCAUUACAUUGUAUACCCUGCCAAACGGAAGUUUGAAGGGGGUAUAUAGGAAUCAGCGUACGGGCGGUCGGUCAGUCCGUUGCAAAUCUUGCGCAUGGAACUAAUUCCUCAGUUUUUAACCAAUUCUCAUGAAACGUGGAACAUAUAUUGGUGUUGGGGUGAGGAUGCAUUUUUCACAUGUUUUUACGGAAAUUAUGUUGCCAUGGUAACAGUAUAUUUUAUCAAAAAUACGGUAAAAACAUAUGGCAAAAAUUGGGUAAAAAACUUGCAAUUUUGAUUACUUCAUCAAUUUUUAACUAAUUCUCAUGAAAUUUGGUUCACACAUUGGUUUCGAUGUAGAGAUGUGCAAGACACAUAUUUUGUUGGAAAUCAUGUUGCCAUGGUAACAACAUAUUAUAUGCCCCAAAAAAUGUAAAAAAAUUUGGUUUGGACUACUUGCUAAGUUUUCAAAAAAUUCUCACAGUAUUUGGCUCCUACAUUGGUCUUGAGGUAAAGAUGUGCAGGACAUAUUUUUUCAUGUGUCGGAAAUCAUGUUGCAUGGCAACGAUAUGGUCAUGGUAAUGAUAUAUUAUAUGUCAAAAAAUGUUUGGCCUGCCAUAUGCGUCAGGUCUCCACCCUUGUCGACUAUCAGAAUUGAGAACCUCGCCACCUCCAUUCUGCGGUCCUCCUAAAUCAUAGUCGACGUGCACGUGAGUGACGUCAUUUCAGUUACUCAAGCUCAGCAUGAAGAUCAGUUGCAAUAGUUCCUUUCCCUUAUAAAACACCGUUUUCAGUGACUUUUCACAAAAUUAAUGUAAGUUGUACGAUAUAUCAUAUAUGACAAUGUUUUCUAAACUCCAAAAUAUAUAUCGCUCUCUCUCCUAACUGAUGUAAAAGGAAUCAAAUCAAGUGAACGAGCAAGUGUGCACGAGUUGCACCUUCGCAUCACUCGAUCGGGUCGUGAAACGAUGGAACACCAGAUCUUCCGGGUUGGGCAGCAUGUCAUGACCCGCUAGUUCACGUACACGUCGAAUGGAAUCUAAAAUAUUUGUAUCUGUAGUGAACAAGGGCAGACGACGACUUCGACUCGAAUGAUCAGACGACUGCUACAUGUACGCUGUUCUCGUUCACUGCUCCUAAAACUCCCUAUUGUCAGUUUGUGAUGACCAGAAUUUUUUUCCAGUUGAAUUUAUCCUUACUUUGUCGAGAUUUAUCUCCUCCAAUUCAUUGACUGUUCACCAUGAAUACACCUGUGGGGAUACACGAAACCAAGAAGUUAGUCAAGUUCUUGUGGUCUACUCGAUAAAACUUACACUUUUCAAACUGUUGUGGUUUUUUCUUGAGCAUCACUUGUUAGAUAAAUGAGCUGGAUACUGAGAGUAGUUCAAUAUUAAAAAACAUAUUGAUUCAUGCAUGAGAAAGAAUGAGGCCAUUUAUUUUAGUUUCGUCUCUAAGUUUCACUUGUUAAUUCUUCUUUUUCUAAAGAUUAUUCAUUGAUUGACAGUUUUACAUACUAUGAUGGAAGUCUGGGUGAGAUAAUAGAUGGUUUAGGCGGAAUCAGAAAGUUCUUGAUGCUCUUGGCUCUAGUUGUUGGUAGGACUCGAGGAAAGAUACUCGAGGAACAUGAUUAAGUACAAGCAGAUCUAGAUGAAUAUGAAGGGUACUUGCCACAGAUUUAUCAAUGAAACAAGAUAUUUUUUUUCUCCUUAAGUUGGUAUGAAAUGUGAUUUUUUUCUUCUUUGGUACAGGAUGUUUGUCAAACUUUUGAAGGGUUUCCUGAAGAG
Molecule: messenger RNA, 5233 nt
Organism: Lytechinus pictus (painted urchin)
Lineage: Eukaryota; Metazoa; Echinodermata; Echinoidea; Temnopleuroida; Toxopneustidae
Product: mannosyl-oligosaccharide alpha-1,2-mannosidase IA-like
Exons: 5
Coding region: 1-546 (181 amino acids)
Biological process (GO): mannose trimming involved in glycoprotein ERAD pathway; carbohydrate metabolic process
Cellular component (GO): Golgi membrane; endoplasmic reticulum
Molecular function (GO): mannosyl-oligosaccharide 1,2-alpha-mannosidase activity; calcium ion binding
Source: RefSeq, a predicted model, not a curated record